AUGAGCCACCGUUUCUUCAGAUUUGGGGAUGGGAAUUUCAGUUCUUCUUCUGCUCACUGUGGCACGCUGGGUGGUGGGAGAAAUUUAUCCACCUACUGUGAAGACAACAGAGGAGAAGAAAGAUACGGUGGUUAUGGGUAUGGUUAUGGCAGCAGGAGCCUCCACAACCUUGGUGGGUUUAGGAAUGUUUUUGCUGGUGGAGGCUACGGAGGAGAAGAAAGAGGAUAUGGAAGGUGCCUGGGAUUUGGUGGAAGGAGGUACCUUGACAGGGGCUUUGGUAGGAGAGGAUAUUUUGUAGGAGCCUUUCAAGGUGGGGAAGCAGGGCUUGGUACCACGUAUGGAGGAAGUUCAGGCAGGGAGGCAUUUGGAGGAAGCCUUGGUAGAAGUGCCUUUGGUGAACAAGGGGCUGGCCAGGGCUAUGGGCAGGCUGGUGUCAGCAGAGGCAUCGAGGAGGUCCACGUCAAUACCAGCCUGCUGAGGCCAAUCCAAGUGCAAGUUGACCCUGAGUUCCAGAGGGUGCGGUCAGAUGAGAAAGAGCAGAUUAAGGCUCUCAACAACAAAUUUGCAUCAUUCAUCGAUAAGGUUCAAUGUCUUGAGCGGCAGAACCAGGCCUUGAUGGCCAAAUGGGAACUUCUGCAGCAACAAAGCACACGACCAGAAGAGAGCAGAAAUAUCACCUCUUUCUUCCAAUCCUACAUCAGCAACCUGCAGAGGCAGCUGGAAAUGCUCCAGAACCAGAAGGAGCAGCUGGAUCCCGAAGCGUAUAAUAUGCUUCAUCUGGUUGAAGAUUAUAAAAAAAGAUUCGAGGAUGAGAUCAACAAACGCGCAUCUACAGAGGAGGAGUUUGUGGAGCUUAAAAAGGAACUAGACAGUGCCUACAUGGGAAAAAUGGAGUUUGAUGUUCGGGUGGAAAUACUGAAGCAGCAGCUUGAGUUCCUCAGGUGCCUACACGAAGCUGAACUGUCCCAGCUGCAAACAGUAGUUGGCAACACCAAUGUCAUUCUGUCCAUGGACAACCACAGAGAACUCAAUAUGGACGGCAUCAUUGAAGAAGUCAGGCAGGAAUAUGAGGCAAUUGCUCAGAGAAGCAAAGCUGAAGUAGAUGCCAUGUAUCAGGGCAGGUACCAGGACCUCCAGAACAUGUGGGUAAAUCAACGCGAGCAACUGCGGGGCAGUUACCAGGAAAUCCAGGAACUCACCAGGCAGGUCCAAAGGAUACAACAAGAAAUUGAAAUUGCGAAAAAAAAGAAUUCUGGCCUCCAAGAAACCAUCAAAGAUGCUGAGCAGCGUGGGAACUCUGCCAUCAAAGACGGCCAACAAAAGCUUCAGGAGCUGGAAAAUGCCCUGCAGGAGGCCAAAGAUGAUCUGACUCGCCUUCUCCAUGAUUAUCAGGAGCUGCUGAAUGUGAAAUUGGCCCUGGAUAUUGAAAUUGCCAUGUACAGAUCGCUCCUCGAGGAGGAGGAGGCCAGGAUACAGGAAGGCUCCCCGGCCACCAUCUGUGAGUAUCUCAAGGCUUUGCUUUAA
Calidris pugnax (ruff) is the source of this 1524-nucleotide messenger RNA. RefSeq names its product keratin, type II cytoskeletal 1-like. The coding region runs from base 1 to 1524 and encodes 507 amino acids. NCBI's taxonomy places the organism in Eukaryota, Metazoa, Chordata, Aves, Charadriiformes, Scolopacidae. Gene Ontology annotation, molecular function: structural constituent of skin epidermis. The record is from RefSeq and is a predicted model, not a curated record. The transcript is spliced from 8 exons. Gene Ontology annotation, biological process: intermediate filament organization; keratinization. Gene Ontology annotation, cellular component: keratin filament.